AUAAAUAAAUACCAUAUAAAUACCUACCUACUUAGCAAGUGCUAUGUAUUUUGUUAUUUUUGUAAGAUAGGGUUAUUUCUUUCUAUCUGAUUGCAUCAAUUUUAAGAAUAAGUGUGUUUUCAUCAAUCUAAUUCAUGUCUCUUAUAAAGAAAUCUAGAAAUGAUGCCAUCAAAGCAGCAGUUACAUCCUAUCUGGAAAGACGAAACUAUCCUGACAUAGAUGUGUUCAGCAAUACGCAUUCGUCGAACCAAAGCGCUGAACAAAUGGCAGUAGCCACGAUUGUUCAGUGUGAAUCUAGUCGUGCUAAUUCUAUUCUAUUUUCUUGUAUUAACAAUGAUUUCGCCCAGUACGACAUACAGUAUACAAGUUGUUUAUUUUGAAUAUUGCAGGUUAGUAAACUUCAUAAAAGAAAUUAAAAUUGAAAAUGUCAAAAAUGAGUUAUUAGGACUGUUGUGUCCUUUACUCUGUCACUUGUACCUGGAAAUGCUACGAGGUGGUCAUAGCAGCGCAGCACAAGUAUUUUUCAAGCGACAUUCUGCCACAUUACCUCAGAAAGAUCUCUCGUUCCACCAACCUAUUGAUGGAAAUCUGCCUUCGGCAUUGUACCGCCCUAACAGCCUGGAGCAAUUAUUUAAUUCUCUUCAAAAUGGUACCAUUGACAAUGAAACUCCUGAGAAAGACUAUAUGAAUCAAAUACUAGAUGAUAUUGGAACAAUUUACACUCUACAAGAAGUUGAAUCUCGGCCAACUAUUGCUGCAUUUAGGUCAUGUAAAUAUGAUAUUUAUUUGUCCCAAGAUGCACUGAAUAUGUUAAAGGCAUAUCUCGCUAAACAUGGACAUGUGCUUCUAAUUCAAGUGCUGCAGACAUGGUUUCACAUUGAUGUAAAUAGUGAUGCUAACAAAAAGAAUUCUGAGGAUGAAGAAGAGCAAUUAGAGGAAAUGAAUGUCACUGUUAACUCUGAAGAAAAAUCCUUGGAUGUAAAAGAUAUUUUUGCAAAAUGCAAUGGACAUGCAGAAUAUCAAAAUGUCGACAAGGAGUUGAGAGACUUGCAAGAUGCAAUUCAAGGAGUUCGGGAAUCUCUAGCACCCCUCAAGCUGUACAAAAUAGCGGCACCUGAUACUCAUCUCAUUUGUGCAAAAACAGACGCCAACUGCAACAUACUAUGUGGAGGAUUCGGCAACUCUGAGAUUAGAUUGUGGGAUCUAGGUCAGAACAAUGUGAGAAAAAGAAUGAACAAAAAUAUAUCGGAAAUAGAACUAGCAUGUUAUAUGCCCAUUGAACCUGCAGUAGAAGAUAAUACUUUACAAAUAGGCGCGGGUUUGCCUCUGAGGGGUCACUCUGGUCCGAUACAAGCUGUCUGCGUACUGUGGAAAGAGGAGUUAAUACUCUCUGCAUCAUAUGAUAAUACAAUGAGAGCAUGGAAACUUAGUGACUACUCUUGUGCUUCUAUUUAUAGAGGCCACAAUUACCCAAUAUGGUGCAUGGAUGUGUCAAAAAACGGCCUUUACAUCGUCACUGGAUCUCAUGACAAAACUGCAAAAUUAUGGUCCCUAGAUCGCACAUUCCCAAUUCGAGUUUUUGUUGGUCAUACGUCAGAUGUUACUUGCGUGAAGUUCCACCCGAACUCGGCGUACAUAGCGAGCGGCGGCGCGGACCGCAGCGUGCGGCUGUGGACGGUGUGCGACGCGCGCCUCGUGCGCGUGCUGUGCGCGCACCGCGGCGUGCUGCGCGCGCUCGCCUUCGCGCCCACCGGCAACUACCUCGCCAGCGCUGGAGAUGACAAAAAGAUAAAAGUAUGGGAUUUAGCUGCGUGCACUUGCGUCCACGAGCACAGAGGUCAUCACGGGAAGGUCACAGCGCUGGACUGGUCUGCAAUCGGCAAGCCAAGCCUCACCAACAGAGUAGCAGCUGACCCCGGGGAUUUGUCUAUUGAAAAUUCCUUGCUGUGCUCUACUGGCAUGGACGGGAUUGUGAAAGUCAUGUGGGAAAACCAAGGAAAGAAUAAACAAGUGUGCACCCAAGAUGUCCAGUCAGCAACUUACAACACAAAAUGUUCGUACCUGGUAGACGUGCAAGUGCACCCAGAUUGGGUAUUAGCUAUAGGAACCAAAAGAUAAAUUAUUCACAAUGUUAUGUAAAAAAUUGCCGUCUAUCUCACUAGUCGCAUUGAGUUGUAGUCGCAUUGAGUUGAGUAAUAGGCUAACUGAAAUGAUUCUGUCCCAGUAGUCCUAUGGGCCAAGUGGUCAAUUGUGAAGUCAGUCCUUGCGUAAGGGACUCUGUAUCCCAGUAGUUAGGAAUUGGGUGACAUGGUCCCAGUAUGUGAGGACUGAUCACCCAUCUGGUAUGUUACACUGGUGUUCCCAGCUAGAAAAUAAAAUAAUACAUAAUCCUAGUAGUUCCAUUCUCUAUUUCUUGCAUACUAUUCUCAUUCUUAUAAAAAUUGUACCUGAACACUAAAAGACAGUCCAUGUUAGUAUUUUUGUUUUAAAGUACAGUUUUUAGAAACAGGAACACCCAACCACAUGUCAAGUUAAUCUGCAUGAGACGGUAAGCAGAUAAUGUCAAAAUGUCUUCAAUUUGAAUACUUUCUAAACACUUUUUUAUACUUUUAUAUAUAAUGUGUAAUGUAAAUAAAUAAAAUUGUGAGUAGAUGAA
Molecule: messenger RNA, 2656 nt
Organism: Plodia interpunctella (Indianmeal moth)
Lineage: Eukaryota; Metazoa; Arthropoda; Insecta; Lepidoptera; Pyralidae
Gene: wda
Product: will decrease acetylation
Exons: 12
Coding region: 334-2118 (594 amino acids)
Biological process (GO): transcription initiation at RNA polymerase II promoter
Cellular component (GO): transcription factor TFIID complex
Molecular function (GO): RNA polymerase II general transcription initiation factor activity; protein binding
Source: RefSeq, a predicted model, not a curated record